UAUCUUCCUCCUGUAGCUGCCCUCAGACUGCACACAGCAUUUGCACAGCCAUAGCAAAGAUACUCACUGAUCAUGCAACCAGUUUUCUACCUGGUCUUUCUGAUUGCUGUGCACAUGUCCGUGCUGGUGGACUGUAAACCCAGGAUUCAGGAACCACAACAGGAGGAACCAUGCAGCUUCAGCACAGGAACCGCUUCCACCGCCAGUUUGUUUCUGAAGCUGAAUGAAAGAAUGACACAAGUCAUUCACAGGGAAUCUCUGGUGAUCUUACCAGUAAGGGCAGAGAGGAGAAACUUUGUGUCAAUAUUUGAUUUGAGGAGAAGACGGUUUGUGUGUAUGGAUUUAAAGGGGGAGCGCCGCACUUCUAGACUAAAACAAAGCGCAGGCUGUCUCUUCAGGCACGUUUGGGUCGAUGUGUCCAAACCCCAUCAUAUGUUUUACUCUACAAAUGGGAAACGGCCGCUCAAACAGGACGGAGGCCAGCAACCCCCCAAACCUCCCUCUGGGCUGCUGGGGAGUUUUCUAACGAGACAGAGAAGGAGUGAGGAGACGAACCCCUCUGAUCCAUUAAAAUCACAGCUGGACCCAACGCCUCCUGCAAAGGAUCAGCAGGACGGAGAUCCCGGGCAGCCUGAACCAGACCAGGCCGGGGCUGUGUCCAAAGAGACCAUUCCUUCCUGUGAUGACCCACUCAAGGUUUUACAUACCAACGGGCCUGUGAGUCCUGUCAAGGCUAGUAUUGCAGAACAAAACUGAAUUUCAUAGUGAAGGACAGAUAUAAGUACAAAAGCUGAGUGGAUAGUUUAAAAGAAGUCUUUUAGUUUA
Thalassophryne amazonica is the source of this 825-nucleotide messenger RNA. RefSeq lists its product as uncharacterized. NCBI's taxonomy places the organism in Eukaryota, Metazoa, Chordata, Actinopteri, Batrachoidiformes, Batrachoididae. The coding region runs from base 73 to 756 and encodes 227 amino acids. The transcript has 3 exons. The record is from RefSeq and is a predicted model, not a curated record.